UCCACACCACGUCAUUUCCUCUUCCUUUCCUUCAACUCUCUCAAACGCCAAAUUACACAAAACCAAACCCUAAAUCUUUAUGAGAAAAAACAAAUGUUUGAUCAAUAUUCCAGUGAGGAGUCUCCCCUCCACAGCCUCCAGGCCACCACCGGCCAAAGCCCUCCGACGACGGCGACCCUGCAAAUUAUCACCAUUAGUGCAGGAGUGGAAGGUUGUUUAGAAUUAGAUGGUUCUUCCAGCGAUCGGACGCAGGAGAAUGCGGAACUAAAUCCACAAGACGCCUGGCUUCCUAUCACAGAAUCCAGAAAUGGAAACUUCUUCACUUGUGUAUUUCAUUUGCUUUCUUCAGGACUCGGAUUUCAAGCUCUUUUACUUCCUCUUGCCUUCUCCAUUCUUGGAUGGACAGGGGGGAUCAUAUGUUUAUUGCUUGCAUCUACGUGGCAGCUCUACACGACAUGGGUCCUAGUUCACCUUCACGAGGCACUCCCUGGACCCCGAUGCAGCAGAUUUCUUCAACUUUCCGUAGCCUCCUUUGGUCCAAAGCUAGGGAAACUUCUAGCAAUAUUUCCAGUCAUGUAUUUAUCAGGAGGAACGUGCGUGAUAUUAAUAAUCACGGGAGGCAGGACUAUGGAACUAUUUUACGACACCGUAUGUGGCAGCGGAGCCUCAUGCGACGCCAAGUCGUUAUCUGGGACAGAGUGGCUCUUGGUCUUCACUUGUGUUGCUAUAAUUAUGGCUCAACGCCCUAACUUGAAUUCCAUCGCUAGCGUCUCCUUCAUUGCUGCAAUCACAGCCGUUGGAUAUUAUUCUUUGAUUUGGGUAUCCACCAUCCCAAAGGAUAGACUUGAUAAUAUGUCACGUGACCCUUUACAAAAUGAAAAAUCUCAUAUGACUAGAGUCUCUUCUAUCUUCAAUGCAUUUGGAAUCAUUGCCCUUUCUUUUAGAGGUCACAAUCUUGUGCUUGAAAUUCAGGGAAUAUUACCUUCAAGUUCAAAACAUCCCUCAAGGAAGACAAUGUGGAGAGGAGUUCUUAUAUCAUAUCUUAUUAUAACAAUUUGCAUACUUCCCCUUGCAAUAUCAGGAUUUUGGGCAUAUGGAAACAAGAUACCUUCAAAAAUAGGAAAUAUAAGCGAAAUCUUACAAUUUUACACCCGCAAUGCCUCAAAAUCUAUAAAGGGUCUAACAUAUAUGCUGGUGCUGAUAAAUUGCUUGACUUCAUUCCAACUCUUUGCCAUGGUAGUUUUUGAUAAUUUUGAGUUGAGGUACAUCAGCAUCAAGAACAAACAAUGUUCAUUCUGGGUUCGAACAGGUUUGCGCCUUUUAUUCGGAGGAUUGGCAUUCUUGAUAGCUGUCUCUUUUCCAUUUUUGCCUAGUCUUGCAAGCUUAAUAGGAGGAAUUGCAUUACCUUUAACCUUUGCUUACCCUUGUUUCAUGUGGAUAUCAAUCAAGAAACCACUUAAGAAUAGCUUCAUGUGGUGUUUCAAUUUUGGGCUUGGAGGCUUAGGCCUGGUUUUGAGUGUCUUAGUAGUUGCAGCUGCUGUAUGGAAUUUAUCUACUAAAGGCUUGCAUGCCAACUUCUUCAAGCCUUAAUAAUAAAUUCUUUUUCUACUUUAA
Molecule: messenger RNA, 1614 nt
Organism: Manihot esculenta (cassava)
Lineage: Eukaryota; Viridiplantae; Streptophyta; Magnoliopsida; Malpighiales; Euphorbiaceae
Product: lysine histidine transporter-like 8
Exons: 5
Coding region: 94-1590 (498 amino acids)
Cellular component (GO): plasma membrane
Source: RefSeq, a predicted model, not a curated record